AUGUCUGAAGCGUACAAACCAAAGCCAAAAAUCUCUGCAUCUCGCAGGCUGUUCUUGAAGACAAAACUGCUAAAGAAGGCCAUGACUAUGUUGGAGAACGAAAAACAAUUCAAAAAAGAUGAACGAGAGAGGAUCCUUGCUGAGAGAGUGCCAGACCUCCAAAUAUCCGGUCUGUCUUUACAGGACCUACAGAAUUUUUGCAAGCAGCUACAUCAGAAGAUUGACGUGGUUGAUGAGGAGCGCUAUGAUAUUGCUCUUAAGGUGACGAAAAAUGACAAGGAGAUACAGGAUCUGUCUCAAAAGAUCUUUGAGUUGAAAGGCAAGAUGAAGAGACCUAAUCUGAGGAGGGUGAGGGUGUCUGCUGACGCAAUGCUGGGAGCUCUGCUGGGCUCCAAGGUCAAAGAGUCUGUGGACUUCAAGGCCAACCUCAAGACUGUGAAGAAAGAGGAGGAGAAGAAAGAGGAAGUGACUGACUGGCGUAAGAACGUGGAUGCCAUGUCUGGUAUGGAGGGCAGAAAGAAGCUGUUCAAUGCUGGACAAUAG
This is a messenger RNA of Pelmatolapia mariae (spotted tilapia), 543 nucleotides long. RefSeq names its product troponin I, slow skeletal muscle-like. Gene Ontology annotation, cellular component: troponin complex. The record is from RefSeq and is a predicted model, not a curated record. NCBI's taxonomy places the organism in Eukaryota, Metazoa, Chordata, Actinopteri, Cichliformes, Cichlidae. Gene Ontology annotation, biological process: skeletal muscle contraction; cardiac muscle contraction. The transcript has 6 exons. The coding region runs from base 1 to 543 and encodes 180 amino acids.